GGCAAAGGACAAUAAAAGUAUUCAGUGUGCGAUGAAGUCCUGCUACGGCGAGUAGGGGGGAAAGGCUGGACUCAAGAGACCGCAGCUCCGGGAUACCGUCGGAAGACUAGCCGUGAAGCCAGGAUGCUCUCCGAAGCUGUCUCAUUGCUGCUGCUUGUGGCAGGCAUCCGCUCGGUGUCCGGAGGAGGCGCUGGAGGUGGAGGAUAUGCUCAAGUGAAAUACAUGCAGCCCAUGGUGAAAGGGCCCCUGGGGCCCCCAUUCCGGGAAGGCAAAGGGCAGUAUCUCGACAUGCAACCGCUCCUGCCGAUGGAUCUCAAAGGGGAGCCAGGCCCCCCAGGAAAGCCAGGCCCAAGAGGACCUCCAGGCCCCCCAGGCUAUCCAGGAAAACCAGGCACUGGGAAACCCGGACUUCAUGGCCAGCCAGGCCCUGCUGGGCCCCCUGGAUUUUCUGGUGUUGGCAAACCAGGUAUCCCAGGGCUUCCAGGAAAGGCAGGUAUGAAAGGGAUGCCCGGCCUCAAAGGUGAACCCGGCCUGAGAGGUGAGCAAGGCCAGAGAGGAUUACCUGGCCCACCAGGAUUGCCUGGGCCAGCAGGCAUCUCAGUCAAUGGGAAACCAGGCAUGCAGGGCACUCCAGGUCUACCAGGAUUUCGGGGUGAGCCUGGGCCAAAAGGGGAACCAGGGCUUCGGGGGGAGCGGGGCUUAAAGGGUGAAAAUGGUGUUGGGAAGCCAGGGUUUCCGGGUCCCCGAGGAAAUGGAGGCCCCCCCGGCCCCGCUGGGCCUCCAGGGCCAAAUGGCAUUGGGAAACCAGGGUUCAAUGGCUUACCAGGUGCUCCAGGGGGGAAAGGCGAGAUGGGCCCAUCUGGAGCCCCUGGGAUCAAUGGGGAACCUGGGCCGAUGGGGCCACGGGGGCCACCAGGGAUUGAUGGAAUAGGCAUCCCGGGCGUUGGAGGGAUUCCAGGUAUGCAAGGCCCUGUGGGGCCAAAGGGAGAACCCGGGAUCCGUGGCCUUCCCGGUUUACCUGGGCCCGCAGGCUAUGGGAAACCAGGUUUGCCAGGCUUAAAAGGAGAUCGUGGGCAACCUGGGAUCCCAGGAGCCAUUGGCGACAAAGGGGAACCAGGCAUGGAUGGGGAAGCAGGCGAGCAGGGCCCGCAGGGUGUCAUUGGAUCCCCCGGGGUGCCAGGCUCCAUGGGCUUGCCAGGCAAACACGGGCUGCCAGGCCUCAAAGGUGAGGUUGGGCUGCCUGGGCCCCCAGGAAUACCAGGGAUGCGUGGAGACCAAGGGCCAAACGGUUUUGCAGGGAAACCAGGGGUCCCUGGAGAGAGAGGUUUGCCUGGGUCUCAGGGACCACCUGGCCCCACAGGGCCAAAAGGAGAACCAGGGUUCACAGGGAUUCCUGGGAUGCCAGGGUUAACAGGUAGCCUGGGACCAAAGGGAGAUGCAGGAAUUCCAGGCCAGCCAGGCCUGAGGGGCCCAUCUGGUAUUCCAGGCCUACAAGGCCCUUCUGGUCCCAUGGGGCCACAGGGCUUACCAGGGCUGAAAGGGGAACCUGGCCUCCCAGGCCCUCCAGGGGAGGGGAAGGUAGGGGAGCCUGGCAUUACAGGACCCAUUGGCCCACCUGGAAUACCAGGGACACGUGGAUUAAACGGACCCCCAGGACCACCAGGGCCGCCUGGUCCCCCCGGGGCACCAGGGGUGUUCGACGAGACAGGCAUCGCUGGGCUGCACUUGCCGGAUGGAGGCGUGGAAGGAGCGGUGUUAGGGAAUGGUAAGCCUGGGAAGCCACAGUAUGGCAAAGGGGAGCUCUCUGCCCGGAUAGCACCCGCUUUCACGGCCAUCCUGACCUCCCCGUUCCCAGCCUCUGGCAUGCCAGUCAAAUUCGACAGGACUUUGUACAACGGGCACAACGCCUACAAUCCAGCCACAGGGAUAUUCACCUGCCCCAUCUCCGGCAUCUAUUACUUUGCCUACCACGUGCAUGUCAAAGGGACUAAUGUCUGGGUGGCACUUUAUAAGAACAAUGUGCCCGCCACAUACACCUACGACGAGUACAAAAAAGGCUACCUGGAUCAAGCCUCAGGCAGCGCAGUGCUCGAACUCAAAGAGAAUGACCAAGUCUGGGUCCAAAUGCCCUCGGACCAAGCCAAUGGGCUGUACUCCACAGAAUACAUCCACUCCUCUUUCUCCGGCUUCCUGCUUUGCCCCACAUAACAGUUGUUGGGUGUUUCCCCUUUUUACCCACUUUAGCCAUAAACUGUCUUGUUUUUUUAAUAAUUUUUUUUAAAAAAUAAAAGAAAUACAAAAAAGAAAAAUCACUGGGAAGAACGCGCAAGUCAUUGGCGCAGGACCUCGCUUCACACUGUUCACUCAAGGAGUCGAGAGGAUAAGGGGAAAGGAGCCUUUGUUGUUUCUUGGGGGGGGGCAAGUGGGGGAGGUGUCUUUGGAAUAAAUUUUACCUUUGUGACUGCACAUCAAACUCAGAAACUAGCUCAGGCUGGCUAGGAUCUAGCUAUGCAACUACAUUGUUCUUUAAGUCAGAGGAGGAAAGCUGAAGAAUCCAGACCCUUCUUGGUUUAUAAUCAAGUGCCCUUGUUCCCGCUGUUGAGUACUAGUUAAAUAAAGAAAGUCAUUUUGCAUAUUCGUUAGCCAAUCCAGGGAUCCUAAGCAAUCUCAGAUCUCUAGAGCAGUGGAGAUUCCUGGUGGAUUGACUCUCACCUUCCCAAGCAAUCAUUUCCCCACAUUUCAAUCUCAUUGACGCUUGAAUCAGUGUCUCGGAUUCGAUCAGGGUGGGUGGAUUUAGUCAUCAAAAGGGGAACACUUUGCAGAAGCACCUUUUUAUAAGUAUAUAUUUAAGAAAAAAUCUUUAGGAACAAAAAACAUCGUUAGUAGCACCUGGCAAUAGGAUGGGUGCCGAAUAUACUCCAAAGCCAUUCAGGGAAUUUGGGACCCCCUGUGAUGAACAAUGUUCCUUGACCUUGUAUUAAUUCCUGCAUUGGCAAGUCAAAGGGCCAGUUCUAUCACAUAUAUUUCUGUAGCCCACAGCCCUGUUUGGGCUUAUGAACGUUUUAUUAUCUGACAGUCCAAGGAUGGCGCUGCAAGCAUGGCUUACAUUGCUACUAGCUGAUUUCAUGGACGGUUUAGCUCUGCUUUCUUUAAGGUGCCAUUUAUGGACAACUUACUUUUAAUGUCUACCUUUCAGGACGUGUACACUUUUUUUCCCCUUCCCCUUGGGGAACUUAUUAAAAAAAAAGCAUUCAUUCUACCUUUCCAUGCAUUCCUUUUACAACGGUGCUAUUAUCUACUUAAUGUUAUUUACAAGUAUAGUGCAAUACGUAUCUUUGAAAGGGGCACCGGUCUGCGUGCAGGGUUCUGUGACUUAGGAAAAAAAUCAUUUCACGUUUGUCCUGUUACCACUUUGCCUCAAUAAUGCUUGAAACGUCAUUGAUUUGAAUAUGGGUUACAAGGUUUAUUACAGCUUUUGGUGUGCCCAGCUAGUGACCACGUGGCUGCGCUGGCCUUUGCAAACUGGAACAAUUGAAGCCUGUUGCUUUGCAGCUUGCGGUAAGGUAAAAUGGCUACAGACCAUUGCAUUUAAAAGUUACUAAAGAGAUUCUUCUCAGCCGGGGUAGGUAGAACGCUGUUGAAGUUAAGCCACAUAUAAUAUACUGAAUUCCUUUCUACAAAGACAUGUGCCUAAGAAAAUAGCUGAAAUUCAUUCAGUCAAUAGCUCAGUGUUCAUUACUCUCAAAUGUCCAUGAUGCCUAGAAUAUGGCCAAAGGAGAGAGAAAGAGUAAGAAUGUGACUUAAUAUUAUUCUCCAGAUUUAUUGUAGAUAAAACUAUUUAAACAUAGAUUUUUUUUUUCUUAAACUACACUGCGUUUGUGUGUCUUGCCCUCCAGGGCUUCCAUUUACAAAAACCCGCCCAUCCCUGAAUUACAAAACAGGAAACAAAAAGAAGGAAGCUAAAGAAAAAAAUUCCAUAGACUAACAUUUCAGACAGAAUCUGGAAUUGGGUCUCCCCUCCCCUUUGUUUUAGUUUUUAUUCGGAUUUACAAGAGCAGGUUGUGAAGCGAUGGAACUUUUAACAGAGACAAAUACAGCCUGAUAUUUUGAAUUCUGUCAGAUGUUUUUAAAUUCCUAAAGGCAGAAGAAUGUCAGAGCCCUUCACGGCCCAGAUUCUGUUGGUAAUCGGUUCUUUGAUUUCCCAUUCGAAAUAGGAACCAUAAAGACCUAAAAUUUGAAGAAAAGGAGCUCAAUUUCUCUCUUCAAAUCCACACUUGAAAGGACAGAGCCGGCAUGGGGCUUCUGUCUUCUUGGUUUAAAUGUAUUUUCCUGCAGAGAACCACAAUGAACUCAAGUUGAUAAUACAGCAGAUCCCUUCAUUUCAGAGCAAAGCGGUCUCACUCCUUGAAUCACGGAACACUGCCAGAGGCAGAGAUGGUAACUUACAUAUACUACCUGCAGCAGGGUAAGGAACUUCCACACCGUUGAAAAUUCACCCAAGGGUGGAAGUUUAAGCCUGUUACUCGACAAAGCAAUUUAUUUAUACUGUGUUCUGACCUACGUUCAGUCCUGGUUUGGUUUUGUUAUUAUUCAAUACUCUGGUUCUGGCUGGCAAAAACAGUGACAGAAACGCACAUUCUAACCAAACGCAAAUAUUAACUCAUUCAAUUUCACUUUCCCUUCAUGUGCAGAACAGAAACCAUAAUCACCCUUCUGCAGCUCUAUAACCUGUUACAUUUACACAGUAUUGAAUGACAAGGAUAUUACACAUACAGGGAGGCUAGGAAACGAUGCACAGGGUGAAGGAGGGAAGGUGUUCAGUAAACCAGAUAUUGUCAGGAAGAUUUCUUUUGAAGUACGCAGUCUGUAAUAUUUGCCAGCAGGAAGGUUUAUUUUCUGUCAUGGGUGUGAGCACUUGGGAUGUUGGUAUCAGUCGCACACAUACAAAAAAUGGUUGGGAUGGAUGAAGUUUGUCAGUUUUUAACUAUGAAAACUACAUUACAGUGUGCAUUUUUUAUAUACAAAUUCUUACUUUUUUUUUUAAGUUUACCUCUAGUAUCUUCUUUUCUAAUCUAGUAUAUAGAGGAUUUUAGUUUUUGUAAAAAUACCUAUUACAUGCACUGUCUGUCAUAGUAAAAUUGGUUUAAAAUGCCUUCUCUUUGAUUGUGAUCGGAAACUGGCCUCUUCAGAACUAAAACUACAGUACUCGAUUGUAUUGACACAACAUCAAUAAAACUUAUUGUAUAAAA
Messenger RNA from Trachemys scripta elegans, 5249 nucleotides. RefSeq names its product collagen type VIII alpha 2 chain (gene COL8A2). Gene Ontology annotation, molecular function: protein binding. The transcript has 3 exons. The record is from RefSeq and is a predicted model, not a curated record. NCBI's taxonomy places the organism in Eukaryota, Metazoa, Chordata, Testudines, Emydidae. Bases 124 to 2208 code for a protein of 694 amino acids.